AUGUCGUCGCCGGAACCACCAGGACCUCGCCGUGACAGGAACCAAGUCGCAGCGCAAGCUUGCCAGACAUGUCGUACCAGGAAGAGCAAAUGUGACGAAGCAAGACCGGCUUGUGGGCUUUGUCGGCGACUCAAACUCGAAUGUGUCUACCGAGAGCCUCCUCCAACAAAGAAGGACAAAACUAUGGUGCACAUCCUCGACUCACUUGCCCGGCUGGAGCUCAAAAUGGACCAUGCGAUCAGUGGCGGCGGAGGUGUCAGUCCGGGAAACGACCAUUCCCAUUCCCAAUCGCAAUCAGAUUCAUUCACAACCCAGGGUCCUGCCAGGGGACACCGGGAAGCGUACGAGCACGUGACGGCACCUCACAAGGUCAUCCUCUGGCCCUCGAUCUAUAUCUUCCUCGCAAAUACAGGCAACUCGGCUGCGGCAGAAUCACAAAAUAUCCUACAACAAGGCACUGCAUGGUUCCUCCAACAAGAGCGAGCAUUCCAGGAAUUCGGUCUGCGUACUGAUGUCUCGGCCUCUGACGCUGCCGAUCAACUGCUGUUCCGGAGUGAAGAACUCUGUGCGGCUUACUUCGACAACUUCAACAUUCUGGCUCCUAUCCUCGACAAGGACCGCUUCAUCAGAGAAGUGAUGAAUCCGGCUCUCGGCAAUCGAUGUCAGGGCCAAGAUGAAGGGACCGUACUGACAUGGCUUGUCCUGGCGCUCGGCGAUGUAGCGAUUCAAGGUGUCUUUGGUGAUCCCAUGAGUCAAGCAAAAGACGUGGCGAGCGGUCUUCGUGGUGGGACUCCAGACAAGCCACCCGGCUUGGAAUACUUCAACGAAGCCAGGAGGCGGUUCGGAUUCAUCUUCACACAAAUCUCUAUUGAGGCGGUGCAAAUCAUGUUGCUCAUGGCUACGUACUAUGAAACCUCGGCGCGACAUUUGGAUUUCUGGAAAUGUGCUGUAUCAGCGUCUGUCACCUGCCAGGCGCUCAUCCGAGGCCAGCGCGUCGAAUGGGAGACCCCCUACGGGCAUUGUCUCAAGCGUACCUAUUGGGUCUGCAUGCUGAAUGAAAUGUUUUAUCAUCACGAUCUGGACUUUCCACAAUCCGGAAUUGAAGAGCUCCAAGAUCUUGUCCCUUCUCCAUCAUAUUACAACGCUGCCCAAGGACUGGCACCCGUGGCAGCGUCGGACGAUCGAGCAGAGUUUCACCAUCACUUCCUCGCCAUGGUAACAUUACGGCAGCUCAUAGCUCGCAUCCAUGAUGCAUUUCAUCGUUCCGCCGACAAAGAAAUCUCCCUUGGCCAAGGUAACAGCAACCGCUUCGGGCUUGUCCGCGAAAUGGCCCACCAGCUCGAAUCCUGGCGAAACCUCCUCCCGCGUGCCCUCCAAUGGCAAGACACCGACCGCUUCGCCUUCCCUCCCCUCGGGCCUUCCAACCGCCUUUCCAACGAACCCCUCUUCACCGCCACACAACUCCCCAUCCUCAUCGCCCACCGCCACAACAUCGACAUCAUGGUCGCGCAGCUCCGCACGAGAUAUUACUAUGCGCGCUUCAUGAUCUACCGCCCUUUCAUCUGGCGUGCGCUCCACAUGUGCGAGGCCAUGACCGAAGAAGACGAGGAAUGCUGCGCGAUGGCCAUUCGGUCGGCGAUCAUGUGGCCCGUGACGAUGAGCCCGCCCCGUUCGAAGAAGAGACUCGUCCCGCAUCAUUUCACCUGGACGCAAAACCUCAUCGGCAUCCUCCUCAUCCUCCGCAUGCGCCACGAGAACGACUGUCUCGCCCGCAUCUGCGCCGAACGGGUCAAUCCUGAGGAGAUCUCCCGCUCCGUUGGGCUCAUGUUGGAUUGGAUCCGUGAUAUGCGUCAGGUGGACGGGAUUGCGAACUGGGGAUGGACGGUGCUGGAGCCGCUGUAUCGGAAUGUGUGA
Molecule: messenger RNA, 1914 nt
Organism: Dissoconium aciculare CBS 342.82
Lineage: Eukaryota; Fungi; Ascomycota; Dothideomycetes; Mycosphaerellales; Dissoconiaceae
Exons: 6
Coding region: 1-1914 (637 amino acids)
Biological process (GO): regulation of DNA-templated transcription; DNA-templated transcription
Molecular function (GO): DNA-binding transcription factor activity, RNA polymerase II-specific; zinc ion binding; DNA binding
Source: RefSeq, a predicted model, not a curated record